Cladophialophora immunda is the source of this 1018-nucleotide messenger RNA. RefSeq lists its product as uncharacterized. Bases 124 to 615 code for a protein of 163 amino acids. NCBI's taxonomy places the organism in Eukaryota, Fungi, Ascomycota, Eurotiomycetes, Chaetothyriales, Herpotrichiellaceae. The transcript has a single exon. The record is from RefSeq and is a predicted model, not a curated record.
GUUCGACCGACAUACAAAACUGGACCGCGAUAUUCCCCCGAAUGUCCUCGGUAUCGCACAGGACGGUGCUUGGUCAUAUCAACUCUUGCUUCCGCAUAGCCAAAGUCGCGAUUUCUCAGCUUCAUGUCGAGAUUGCUCUGUGGUCGCCCUCAGCUACACUCUCUGAAAAGUGUAUACAUAUCCCCUUCCCAGUGUUGUGCACCUUUCGCGCAGACAACUCGAGCCUUACACCGGAAUCCAUUGACCAUCCCACGAAUCAUCAGGCCCGUCAGAACCAUGUCUUCCUCCACGGCCCCUACAAAUGAAUGGCUCGUCAUAAUUCCCGACCAUGCCAACGCUCUUGAAAAACGUCUGGCAGUCCGCCCGCAGCACCUCCACGGCCUCAAACCCAAGAUCGACGCCGGGAUCGUGGUCUUUGGCGGCGCAACACUUUCAAAACAGCCCGCUGAGGGAGAGGCUCCGGACAUGACGGGCAGUGCGAUGUUGAUCAAGGCAAAUACCGAGCAAGAAGUCAGGGACUUUCUGGAGAAUGAUCCGUACACCAAGGGAGGCGCGUGGGAUGUGAGCAAGGCGCAGAUAAGGCCCUUCAAGUGUGCGGUGCGGACGGCCAUGUGAACAACAAGCUAUGGGCGGAGGGUACAGCAAGGGAGUUGUUGAAUAGAUGGAAGAUCAGCAUGGUGCCUGCGCUGCGAGAACGAAAUCAGCAGAGAUGGUAGAGCUUUGCUCCAACUGCCCUCUGAAUAGGUCUAUACUUUGGUUCCAGCAAGCAUCGUAUGGGCAAACGAUAUAAGCACCAUGGAUUCACGCCCCCACACUCUGUCCCUACCAGUCGCAGCUUGAAUGAUCGGUGUUGUGCACAGGCAGCCGGGCCGCGUUGUGUGACUUGAGAGCGGCAUCUCCCACAGACCUGGUUGAUCUGUCACUUCGCAUGUUCCGGUCAAUCUGCAGAUGUCCCUUUUCCCGCAUUGCUCGUGAGCAAAUGGUGAUAUUCGUCCAGACAUUCGAAAGGUAUGACAUG